This is a messenger RNA of Tachyglossus aculeatus (Australian echidna), 4609 nucleotides long. It is a transcript of the gene DGKI, whose product is annotated as diacylglycerol kinase iota. Gene Ontology annotation, molecular function: protein binding; ATP-dependent diacylglycerol kinase activity. The transcript has 35 exons. Gene Ontology annotation, biological process: intracellular signal transduction; diacylglycerol metabolic process; regulation of synaptic transmission, glutamatergic. The record is from RefSeq and is a predicted model, not a curated record. Gene Ontology annotation, cellular component: nucleus. NCBI's taxonomy places the organism in Eukaryota, Metazoa, Chordata, Mammalia, Monotremata, Tachyglossidae. The coding region runs from base 22 to 3189 and encodes 1055 amino acids.
GGAGCCCCGCUCUCCGCCACCAUGAACCCGGGCUCCGCCGCCGGAGAGGACAAGGGGGCCGCGGGAGGAGGCAGCUGCUGCCGCGGAGCCGAGGGCGGAGGGGACCCGCGGAGCCCCCUGACAGCCGCCGCCGCCGCCGCCGCCGCCGCCGCCGCCGCCGCCCCGGACGAGCCCGGCGCCGGCCAGGAGAAGGACGAAGCCCUGGAGGAGAAACUGAGGAACUUAACUUUCCGGAAGCAGGUCUCCUACAGGAAAGCGAUCUCUCGCUCUGGCCUCCAACUGCUGGCUCCCGGGCCCUCCCUCAGCCUGCCGGUCUCCAACGGUCCAGUGAAGGAGCCCAAGGCCACCCUAGACUGGAGCGAGAAUGCUGUGAACGGAGAGCACCUAUGGCUGGAGACCAACGUAUCGGGAGAUCUCUGCUACUUGGGCGAGGAGAGUUGCCAAGUCAAAUUUGCGAAAUCUGCCCUCCGGAGGAAGUGUGCGGUGUGUAAAAUCGUGGUCCACACAGCCUGCAUGGAGCAGCUGGAGAAGAUUAAUUUCAGGUGCAAACCAACGUUCCGAGAAGGGGGAUCCAGAUCUCCGAGAGAGAACUUUGUCCGCCAUCACUGGGUGCACCGGAGGCGGCAGGAGGGAAAAUGCAAGCAGUGUGGUAAGGGGUUCCAGCAAAAGUUCUCCUUCCACAGUAAAGAGAUUGUGGCCAUCAGCUGCUCCUGGUGCAAACAGGCGUUCCACAAUAAGGUGACCUGCUUCAUGUUACAGCACAUCGAAGAGCCAUGUUCACUGGGAGCCCACGCUGCCGUCAUCAUCCCGCCCACAUGGAUCAUUAAGGUGAAGAAAAAUCAGAAUUCACUCAAGGCCUCGAGUCGGAAGAAGAAGAGGACAUCCUUCAAGAGAAGAGUCAGCAGGAGGGGUGCCGAAGAAAACCGAGGCCGCCCAUUUGUCGUGAAGCCUGUCUCCUCCCCGCUCAUGAAACCGUUGCUCGUGUUUGUGAAUCCCAAGAGUGGAGGAAACCAGGGGACCAAGGUUCUUCAGAUGUUCAUGUGGUUCCUGAAUCCACGUCAGGUUUUCGAUCUCUCUCAGGAAGGGCCAAAGGAUGCGCUGGAGCUCUAUAGAAAAGUGCCCAACCUACGGAUCCUGGCCUGUGGUGGGGAUGGAACGGUGGGCUGGAUCCUCUCUGUCCUGGAUGAGUUGCAGCUCAGUCCCCAACCACCCGUGGGGGUCCUGCCACUGGGAACGGGAAAUGACCUGGCCCGCACUCUCAACUGGGGAGGGGGUUACACCGAUGAGCCUGUCUCCAAGAUUCUCUGCCACGUGGAAGACGGGACGAUAGUCCAGCUGGACCGCUGGAACCUGCACGUGGAGCGGAACCCAGACCUGCCUGCAGAAGAGCUUGAUGAUGGUGUCCAUAAGCUUCCCCUCAGCGUCUUCAAUAACUACUUCAGCCUCGGAUUCGACGCCCACGUCACGCUGGAAUUCCAUGAAUCGCGAGAAGCAAAUCCAGAGAAAUUCAACAGUCGGUUUCGGAAUAAAAUGUUUUAUGCGGGGGCCGCCUUUUCUGAUUUCCUGCAGAGAAGCUCCAGGGAUUUAUCCAAACAUGUAAAAGUUGUGUGCGAUGGAACGGACCUCACCCCAAAGAUUCAGGAGCUGAAGUUCCAGUGUAUAGUGUUUUUAAAUAUACCUAGGUAUUGUGCGGGCACAAUGCCGUGGGGAAACCCGGGAGAGCAUCGAGAUUUUGAACCUCAGCGUCAUGAUGAUGGCUAUAUCGAGGUCAUUGGCUUCACCAUGGCCUCUUUGGCCGCCCUGCAGGUGGGAGGCCAUGGAGAGAGGCUGCACCAGUGCCGGGAGGUGACCCUCCUCACGUACAAACCCAUCCCUAUGCAAGUGGAUGGGGAGCCCUGCAGGCUGGCCCCUGCUCUCAUCCGCAUCUCCCUGAGGAACCAGGCUAACAUGGUGCAGAAGAGCAAGAGGAGAACGUCCGUGCCUUUGCUGAAUGAGUCUCCUGAUUCCCAGGCCCAUACUUGCUCUACGAAGCCACGCUCCUUUUCCUCUACCGUCUGGUCUUCGCCGACCGAAUGCCCCCAGUCCAUCCCAGACCGCCUGCGGAUCCGCGUGAACAGGAUUAGUUUACAGGACUACGAGGGACUGCACUACGACAAGGAGAAGCUCCGGGAAGCUUCCCUCCCUUUGGGCAUUAUAGUUGUCCGAGGAGAUUGUGACCUGGAGACGUGCCGAAUGUACGUUGACCGCCUACAUGAGGCAUCGAAUGUCAUGUCAUCAUCACCAUCAUCAUCAUCCCGCCAAAUCAACCCAAUCAGCCAUCGUCAUCAGGGCCGGCUUCAGACGGACCUGCAGUUGGUUUCCUCUGGUACCCAGAGAGUUCAUUACCAGGACCAGGAAACCUUGUUCCCAAGGGCGCUGUCAGCUCAGAAGCUUUCCCCACGCUGGUGCUUCCUGGAUGCCACUUCUGCCGAUCGCUUUUAUCGAAUUGACAGAUCUCAGGAACAUUUGCACUUUGUGAUGGAGAUUUCACAGGAUGAGAUUUUUAUCCUGGAUCCAGAUAUGGUGGUGGCACAGCAGGGGGGCACGUCGCCGGGGAUGCCCGAUCUGGUGGUGGAGCAGGCUUCUGGAAUGUCGGACUGGUGGAAUCCCGCUGUGCGGAAGCGCGUGCUGAGUGACAGUGGGUUGGGGAAGAUGAUCCCACACUGUGAGGUGGCGGAGAAGAAGGAAGCCACCCAUGCCCUCACGCUGCAGUCACCUGUCUCUUCGGAAGAUCAAGCCCUCUUACAGGCUGUAAUAGCUGGAGAUCUCAUAAAGCUCAUUGAGUGCUGCAGGAAUGGGGGCAGCCUGUUGAUCCGGGGCCCCGAUCACUGCUCCCUCCUCCACUACGCAGCCCAGUUGGGGAACGGCGACAUUGUCAAAUACAUCCUGGACCACGGUCCUUCAGAGUUACUGGAUAUGGCAGACAGCGAAACGGGUGAGACAGCAUUGCACAAGGCAGCUUGCCAGCGGCACCGUGGCGUGUGCCAACUCUUGGUGGAUGCGGGAGCUUCUCUGAGAAAGAUGGAUUCCAAGGGCAAGACGCCUCAAGACAGAGCCCAGCAGGCCGGAGACCCAGACUUGGCUUCCUACCUCGAGAGCUGCCAGAACUACCAGAUUAUGGGGCACGAAGACCUGGAGACGGCCGUCUGACACCUCAGCCCGAGGAGGGGCACCUUGUGGAAUCGGCCGGACCUGUGUCCGGGGCAGCAGACCCGGCCGUCCGGGCCGGAGAAGCCGACGGAAUCGAUCUGUCUGUCUCCCUCGUGCAGGAUCUCGGAAAAGAGGCCACCGCCUCCUAAGGGCUACUGAGACGGGCCGCGGAUCAGCAGCGUCCCCACUCCCCAGCCCACGGUGGGGAUGAGGCGGGGGGCUACCGUGGAAUACCAUGGUCCCUGAGAUGGGAUCCUUAUUGCUUCCAGCAAGUAGCAUGAACCUCUCCUGUGUUCACCUGUACAAUGUAUUUUAAAGCAACAAAGGAAGAAAUAAAAACCUAGGAUGUUCCUAUCAAACCCCACUACCCUUCUCCCCCAUCCAGCCCCAGACCCCUUCAGAGAUCUGAUUCUGGCAACCUCUUUGGUUUUGAAGUGAGAUGCUCUCUGUCCUCUCUGAACCAACCCUUGCCUGAUGGGAAGGGGACAGAUGUUUGAGGAGAGCUGGGUAACCCACAGGAACGCACCCGUGGAAACUGCCCUGGGUGCCCAGGAUCGAACUCCUUUUAAAGUGGGGCUGCCCUACCCCUUCCGUGACUGGAUAUUCUUCUUCUUCCUCUUGCAUGAACUCCCUUCCUUGACUCCUGCGCCUGGAAGCCGAAUCGUGGACGCUAGACUGGUUUCUCCGUUGCCUCUUGAUAACCCACCGAGAUGCCGGGCAAGGCUGGCUCGAGCGGCUGAGGGAUUCGUUGCGGUGCUGAGCCACAUCACUGUCACCCGGUCAUUCCCAUGUGGCCCAGGUUCCGAGGACAGCAGGGACAGUGGGUUUGGCUUGAGUGGUUUGUCGAGCCCUGGCUAAGUACCAUGGCCUCCUCCUUCCGCUCCUGCCGGGUGCGGAGUCCAGGGAGGACUGGGCGGGUGUCUCCAUGGCCAGCUGGCCCAGCACCUGCUCAUAAAGCCCAUUUAAUCAGACAGGACUAACAAUUGAGGAUCUGGAAAGGGCAGUGGUGAGGAGGGGAAACCAGUGGCAGGGUUGAUUUCCAAGCAUCUCGGGGCUGGAGGAGGGGAGGUGGGGGACGUGGGACAAAGAUGAUCUCCCUUUAAGGAGAUGGUGCAAUUGACCCUUUUGGUCAAUGACCAGUGGAUUGGAGCAUGUCUUAAAAUGUUUUUUCCUCCAGCUUUUUUUUUCUUUUUUUUUUUCUGCAUUUAGAAUGGGCUGAAGAGCCCACUCGCAAUCCCCUCUGGGUUUUCAUUGUCGUGGUCACUCAUUUAGCCUUCCCUCCCAAAACCUUUUAGCUCUCCAGACCCAGGACAGGAGCCAUCACAUUUCAAUUCCCCACUGAUGGUCAACACUUCCCUCUCUCUCCUCUCUCCCUUUCUCCCUCUUCCCUCUCUCUUUCUCUCCCCCUCCCUCUCCCUUU